This is a messenger RNA of Nilaparvata lugens (brown planthopper), 4162 nucleotides long. RefSeq lists its product as uncharacterized. The record is from RefSeq and is a predicted model, not a curated record. Gene Ontology annotation, biological process: microtubule cytoskeleton organization. Gene Ontology annotation, cellular component: cilium; cytoplasmic microtubule. Lineage: Eukaryota; Metazoa; Arthropoda; Insecta; Hemiptera; Delphacidae. Gene Ontology annotation, molecular function: microtubule binding. Bases 30 to 3800 code for a protein of 1256 amino acids. The transcript has 20 exons.
AUUCUGAUAGGUUUAUAAAUGAUUUUGUUAUGAAGGUUUUGGAGGAUGAGGAGGCGGAGCUGGAAGGUAAGAAGGUUCAAAGGAGAGUCAGGUUUGGGGGCGAAGUGAUAAAGCUGAGGACUCCUGACAGUGAUAUCACCAUAGAGGUGGCUCAGAGUGACAGCUCUGGUGACCAAGGAGGUGGAAAUAAGGGAAGUAAUGAUGGGAGAAUCCUAGAGAGCACAGAUGAGAGUACAGGAGGUGACAGCUCACCAAAACAGCCACCGAAAAGUGAUGAGAAGUUCUCGCAGGAUUGUGGAGGCGGACAGGAGAGGAGGCCGAGGUCGUCGCACAUUCCACUGCCGAUCGUGCCAGCCACUCACCGGCCGCAGGAUCCGCGUCGGAAGCGGCGGCAGAGAUCAAAAUCGCCAGCGGAUCCGUUCGACUUUUCCAUUCCGAACUGUGAUGGCGGCGAGUCUCUGACUUCGAGCUCUGAGGGCGAGCAACAGUGUCGACUGGCUGAGUCGCGGAUACCCAGGGACGAGUGGCAUCGACUGGGGUUCAUCGACGGAUCAGUCAUGGACAACAUUCUCAACAAGGACGAUUGGCGAGGCCGGGUACGUAGUUUAGACCGACUGGCUCUAGCGCUGCGACAGGCUGAGUUCUCGCGAUACCUGGCCACAGUGGGACAGCGAGGUGGUUUGGCACUUCUCUCCUUUCUGCUCAGGUCGCUUCACGAUGAUCGUAGUCAGAGGCUCGUUUCCUCGUCUCUCAGGGCUGCCAGGUCGCUUGUACAGGUUUUGCCAGUUGGCAGCGUACACUCUACGCUCCCCUGCCUGGUGCCAGUGCUGUGCCGCCAUAUUGGCGGGGGCGGUGGAGGCAGUGUGAUGGUGAAACUGGAGGCGGUUGCCGCCCUCAAGACGCUGAUGCGCGUCGUGCGUCCUCAGCCAAUCGUCGACAUACUAUUUGCCGACAAGUGCUUCGGAUCCAGGAGCUCCAAGCAACGGGAAAGCUCACUGCUGUGCCUGAUGUACUCUCUGAUGACAUUUCCGAGUACUGAGUUCAGCUGCGGCAGGCUUGCCAACUGGAUUGUGCGAGCGGCAAGCCGUGAACCUAAGCGACGAGUACGCCAGUCCAUCCUGGAAACGUUGGCAGUACUGGCUCAAUUUGUGCCGCGUUCCCAGCUCAAGGUGGAUAUUGGAGAGUACCCUCCUUCGGAGAGGGACGAGGCCGCCCUUUUUGGAGACGCCCUACAUGCUCGCCUCUCCAGGAAACUUCUGCCCACAGUAUCGCCCGAGGGGCUCAUACUCUACGCCAUCCAGCUUCCUCCUACUCUUACUGGUGCGGAUAUCGAGUGGAUAAUGCGAGGAAGCGGGUCAGUGUCGGCCGGAUCCGCCAAGAAUCGGACCCAGCUGGACAAUGCCCAGAGAGCCUUCAAUUCUCCGCCACAGACUGAAACUCCUUCAAGUAGCGGCUCAUGGAGAAGCCAGGAUAUGAUGGCUGUAGGAGUCGCCAUGAACGGAGUUGGAAGGCAUUUGAACAAUUCAAUGCUUGUUUAUCCCAGCAGUUUGGACGACCAGAAGUCCAGCUUAGACGUGGGUUGGGGUGAUAGCCGCCAUGCCGCUUCAGUCAACUAUGGCGUUGUCCGACCCAUGUAUUUGCGGUUUCAACAAGAUUCCAAUCAUAGUAACACCUUGACACCAGAUGGAUUUUCGCAUAUAGCACCCAGCUACCUGCAAUCUCCAGCCUAUGCGUCGAGGAAACUGUUGGCCACUUCGGCACCGGAUCUGAUGAAUCAAACAUGGCCGCCACCCCAGCAGCAACGCGCGGAAAAUUCGCCAGUACGCAUGCGCAAAGCGGAAACCGCGUUGGACGGUGGCGGUUAUUACGUCACCGCGUCUCCGCCUUACCGCGUCACCGCUUCACCGCCCCACGUCAGCAUAAAUCCUAACAGUCUGCCGCCCCUGGUGGCAGCCAGUCAGGAUUGGCCGCCUCCAAGGUCUACCGCCCCCGGAGGCUACCACUGGAGCCUCAGCUCUAGCUCCGAUAACCAGCAGAUGAUCCAUCAUCAUGCCCAUCAUCACCAUAAUCAUCAUCAAAUGAAUGAUGGAGCUCAAAGGAUAGCCUAUGAGGAUCAGAGACAGAAUCGAUGGUCAAGAACACCAUCCGAGCCAGAUGUCUACCUCAAGAAACAAAUGGGGAGCAGUGGGAUUGGCGGAGAGGAGCUGACACAAAAACCUGUGCUGGCGAGGCAUUACGGUUCACCGCAGACAAAUGGCCACCAGAUCCCCGGACAUCCGACACACGCCGGACAUCCGACUCAUAACGGACAUCCGACUCACGCCGGACAUCCGACUCAUGCUGGACAUUCGAAUCAUGCCGGCUUUGAGUCGUCCUACCAGACUAAGACAGGACCUGGGUCGGCCUCAUUGGCUGAUAACCGGCUUCAUUUGACUGACAACCACCAUAGAGCUGAACGACAACUUCAGGGUCGAACAAGUCAUCCACAGCAUUUUGACAAUCAAACAAGCUUGAAAAGGAUUGAUUUUGCUGCUGAUAGUGAUGAUGUGGAGAAAACCCCAAGGCUGAGACAGCCUCUCAGAUCUGACAAGGAGAAUGUGAAUCAUGAUGCAGUGGACGAUCUAUACGGUGAACAGAUUUUCGAAAGUGGUUCGGACGCGACCGCAGAGAAAGAGCGAGAGAGAGAGACGCAAGGAAGUGACAGAGAGAGACAUAGAGAAACACAAGGGAGUGACAGAGAUGCAAAUGAAGACAGUGGCGGUGGAUUGGAGAGUGACUCACCACCUACACCUCCUCCACCCCCCUCUCCUACCCCCCAACUUCUGCCGCCCCACCUCCACGAGAUCCAUCCCUCCAGGCAGACGCCGAUGCCUCUCGAUAUCGAAAAUUAUCUACAAUUAGGAGCUAAGGAAAUUGCUGAGAAAACCUCUGAAAAGACUGAUGUACAGACUAUUUGUUGCGAUGGAGAUAAAAUUACUGCGAAGCAGAAAAUUACUAGGCCAAAAAUAAAACCUACUUUGAUGCAGAAGGGUGCGGCAAUCAAAGGGAAUGGAAAAUUGGAGAUGACGACAAGUCCCUCUCUCUACCCUGAAUCACUGCCUGCCUUCGAUCACCCCAAGGAGGGGCUCAAUAAGUGUCUCUCCCACAUUGAGAAUAAUGACUGGGAGAUGACGAUCCAAGGCAUGCAGAGCAUGAUUCGCCUGGCGCGUCACCACCCUCACCUGUUGCUCGCGCACACGCAUACACUGGCAGGCGCGCUCAGUCGCCACAUUCGGAGUCUGCGCAGUCAGGUUGCGCGCGCAUCCUGUCAGGCCACUGCACUCCUCUUCCCUCUUCUCGGCAAGCCGCUCGAAAAUGAAUUGGAAGACUUGGCUGGCUCGCUGUUCAACCGGACUGCUGAUACGAACAAGUUCCUGAGGGGAGAUUGCACGCAUGCGCUGGACUGCAUGGUGGAGCACAUCAACCCCAACAAGAGUAUUCCCGCCAUCCUCUCCAAAGGAGCCAAGCAUCAAAAUGCAGUUGUGAGAACAGUUGCGUCUAGACUGCUUGCUGGUCUUUGCGCCAAACUGGGAGCUGAGCGGGUGCUUUCCUUGCCAAAGCAGAUACGAGACUCGAUUCUCAACACUGGAGCCAAACUGCUAACGGAGGGCAGCUUAGAAACAAGGAAACACGCGAAAGAGCUAUUCAGCAUUUUAUCGGCUGAUGCGCGUUUGCCUCAGAUAAUGGCCGACGUGGUCCCCAACAACCUGAUGAGGAACAUUAGUAAAACGCUCAACAAACUACACUGCAACAACAGCUAAUCUACACUCACUGCUCGUCGAGGAGUCACUUUGAACCGUCAGCUUUAAUCGAAAGGAAAGCAAUGGUGCUAUUUUCAAGGAUUACUGACAGUAUCAAUCUUUAAUGCGAAGUGCGGUUCACUUUCAACCGUCAGCUGUGAUUGGAUUGAAAGCAACGAUGUUAUCUUUAAAGAAUUUUGUCAGCUUGAAAUGCAUAUAUCUCACUAUUAUCAUUGAGGCACUAUCGAACGAAAAUAGUUGUUUGUGCAACUAGUGCGCAAAGUGACAGUUUGCUGCACUGAAAGAAACGUUUACGCCCGAGCCGUAGGCGAGGGCGGAAUGGUUUCUUGAGUGCAGCAGAGGAACUUUGCGCACGUAUUUCA